AGGACAGUGUCCCCGCCCCCUCCCGGUCAGUGAGUGGGCGGAGGCGGGAGGUUUGAGCCGGUGGAUGUUAGCCUCACCCCCCGCGGCCCCGGCCCCGGCCCCAGGCUCGGGCCUGGCCUCUCCGCCCUGGAAGCUGCUGUCCGGACAGUUACGGCAGGCCUCAGCCUCGGGCCCGGGCCGGUGGGUAUUGAGGCGGGAGGCGAGCGGCCGGCCCCCGCUGGAGCUGGGCCUGGUGUGGAUGCAGGGCACGGUGCAGGAGGUCAGGCCCGAGGAUCACAUCAGUCUCCGUCUGCUCGACCCGAGCGGCACCUUCACCGUCACCGGGGCGGACCGUGUCCCCAAGGGGAGGCCGUGCAUCGCCGCAGGAAAGUAUGUGAUGGUGAUGGGAGUGAUCCAAUCAUGCAGUCCUGAGCCUGUAAUACGGGCUGUGAAGUUGACUGACCUCUCUGGUAAUGCUUUGCACAGGAGCAUGUGGCCGCUUGAAGUGGAGGAUCUUCAACAAAACAUCCCAUAGGCCUGUGCAAGCAGACACCACCUCAUUGACUUUGCAUCAAUUUGAAAUGCAAAAGAAUGUGAUCGAGAACAGAGUAAGGAAAUUGCAAUCUUCAAAAAGACUCCAAAACACAAAACUAAUCAGUGCCUUUAUGGGCAAAUAUUUAAAAAAACCCGAUGUUUUCUGGCCCACAUAUUUAUAGUUUGUUUUACUGUGAAGGCUUUGUAUCAUCUAAAUGUUUGGAUCCAGAUGAUAAAUGACAGGACAUUUCAACUCAGAUGUUGAUGACCAUAGGGAAAUAACUGAUGGUGUGUCAUUGUGGAGUAAAUGCUAAAAGUUGCUGUCAGUCUAGCCUAAACAGUUUCUCGAUAACUUAGUUUCUUGGAAUUGGAUCAUAACCUCAACUGUUCUUCAUAAUUUCUAUUUUACUUAUAAAGUUAUUGUCAGGGCUUUAUUUUGCCAACUGAAAGAGGAAGAGAAGCUUUCGUUCACUAUACUUCCCACAUGUUGGUUAAAGCACUGUAGUUUUUCCGGGGGGGGUGCUGUCUGAACUAGGACGCUUGAUUAUUGUGUCCAAAGUUUAAAUAAAAUGUACUAUGUAAGCUAAA
Molecule: messenger RNA, 1101 nt
Organism: Hemiscyllium ocellatum (epaulette shark)
Lineage: Eukaryota; Metazoa; Chordata; Chondrichthyes; Orectolobiformes; Hemiscylliidae
Gene: rmi2
Product: RecQ mediated genome instability 2
Exons: 2
Coding region: 65-514 (149 amino acids)
Biological process (GO): maintenance of rDNA; DNA repair; regulation of sister chromatid segregation
Cellular component (GO): cytosol; nuclear speck
Source: RefSeq, a predicted model, not a curated record